AGGACGCCAUUUUAUUUGUGGCCGUUGCGAAGUUGGCGUCAGCGUCGAAACUUCGGUUUUAAAAGUUCGUAAAUUCCUUGUUUUUUCUUUCUCGGCAAUAAAUCGCCCAAAAUCCGGUGCGAUUUGCCCGAGUAAAGUUUGUGGACAACAGCAAACAUUCCGAGCGACAGGAAGAUGAGUUUCGGGAGGCCCCCGCCACGCAUCGAAGGCAUGGUGUCUUUGAAGGUAGAUAAUCUCACUUAUCGCACCACCCCAGACGAUUUGAGGAGGGUUUUUGAGCGUUGCGGCGAAGUUGGGGAUAUUUACAUCCCCAGGGACCGAUUUACCAGGGAAAGCAGAGGUUUUGCCUUCGUCAGGUUCUAUGACAAGCGUGAUGCUGAAGACGCGCUAGACGCUAUGGAUGGAAGGAUGUUGGACGGCAGGGAAUUGAGAGUUCAAAUGGCUCGCUACGGAAGACCAACUUCUCCACAUAGGAGGUUCAGAGGUGGCCGAAGGAGGUCUAGAGGACGACGCGAUAGCAGAUCCAGAUCAAGAGGACGAAGAUCACCAAGCAGAAGCAGGUCCAGAUCAGGCAGCAAGAGCUCAAGGGCUGCUUCAAGGUCUCCUGUCAGAGGAGAUAGGGAUGCUUCUAGAUCCAGAUCUAGAUCUUAAGAUUUUGAAAGGUUGGGGAGGCAGUCUAGCAGAAAUUGAUUGCAGCUACUGCUUUUCCAAAGGUAUUUUUACUAGAUGUAAGAUUUCAUUUAACUUGGAUUUAAUUUUGUCCUUAAUUUGAUUUUAUGUUUCUUUUGGACACUUGAAAGAGUUCAGUUUAUUGUUGACUGCUUCAUACCUCCCAUAGGCUCAUUUUCAUAAACAAUUUAAUACCUGACCUCUUAACACACUAUUUCAAUUUCUUUUUUCAAAAUUGGGGUAAAUCAAAUCUUCUCCAAAAGAAAUGUUUUUGUAACUAUGUUAAUAAUUUCAUGUAUGCUUUGUAACAGUUAUAUUCAGGAACUUUUAGGUGCGUUUAGCUGUAGUCUUAUGUAACUUUUAUGUUUCUUUACGAUUUCAAUAUAGUUUGUACUAUAUGUUCAUGUAUCAAGAGGGGCAUGUAAUGAUUCUGAUUAAUUUGGCAUUAAAAACAUGUUUUAUGAAA
This is a messenger RNA of Anthonomus grandis grandis, 1135 nucleotides long. It is a transcript of the gene SC35, whose product is annotated as serine/arginine-rich splicing factor 2. Lineage: Eukaryota; Metazoa; Arthropoda; Insecta; Coleoptera; Curculionidae. The record is from RefSeq and is a predicted model, not a curated record. The transcript has 4 exons. Gene Ontology annotation, molecular function: RNA binding. The coding region runs from base 175 to 651 and encodes 158 amino acids.